Messenger RNA from Eublepharis macularius, 3508 nucleotides. RefSeq names its product follistatin like 5 (gene FSTL5). The record is from RefSeq and is a predicted model, not a curated record. Gene Ontology annotation, molecular function: calcium ion binding; protein binding. NCBI's taxonomy places the organism in Eukaryota, Metazoa, Chordata, Lepidosauria, Squamata, Eublepharidae. The coding region runs from base 99 to 2612 and encodes 837 amino acids. The transcript has 15 exons. Gene Ontology annotation, biological process: regulation of BMP signaling pathway; cell differentiation; multicellular organism development.
GAACGCGCUUGUUAAAUAGGCACGGGAGAGAAAGAGGGCAGAGCGCUUUCUCCCUGGUGACUUCGGUGGCCGUUAAAGCAGGCACAACUCUUGAAAGGAUGUUUACAUGGUGGACAAUCGUUUCUUUCCUGGUGUGUGUGAUUCUGGGAGUGCAAGGAUGGCCGGUGAAGGAAGGAUUCAGCUUCAAACCCUACCAGCCUCUUAUACGAUUGCGUCACAAGCAGGAAAAGAGUCCAGAGAAUUCAAGAAAUAAAGGGUAUGUGGGCCACGAUCAUCCUCUUGGAUCAUGCGAAAAUAAGUACUGUGGAUUGGGUAGGCAUUGUGUUAUUAACAGAGGGACAGGACAAGCAGAGUGCACCUGCAUGGACCACUGCAAGCCUCACUACAAGCCUGUGUGUGGAUCUGAUGGUGAAUUCUAUGAAAACCACUGUGAAGUGCACCGAGCUGCCUGCUUGAAAAGGCAAAAGAUUACCAUUGUUCACAAUGAAGACUGCUUCUUUAAAGGGGACAACUGCAAAUCUAUUGACUACAACAAGAUGAAAAAUUUUCUGCUGGAUCUACAGAACAGAAGAUACCUUUUGCAAGCAAGAGAAAGAAAUGUUGAAGAUAAAUUGGCUCUGAAGAAAUUAUUGGUGGAUCAGAUGUUUAAAUAUUAUGAUUCAGACAACAAUGGCCUUGUGGAUAGUAAUGAACUGACGCAGGUAAUAAAACAGGAUGAGCUUGGCAAGGAUCUCUCGGACUGCUCUCUAUUCGAUCUGUUGAAAUAUGAUGAUUAUAAUGGUGACAAGCACCUAGGCCUGGAAGAAUUCUAUAGAGCAUUUCAAGUAAUUCAACUGACUCUGCCAGAAGAUCAGAAAGUAAGCAUCACAGCAGCAACAGUAGGACAAAGUGCAGUUCUAAGUUGUGCCAUUCAGGGGACCCUGAGACCUCCCAUCAUCUGGAAGCGAAACAAUGUCAUUCUGAACAACUUAGAUCUGGAAGACAUCAAUGAUUUUGGUGAUGAUGGGUCCCUUUACAUUACUAAGAUUACCACAACUCACAUGGGAAAUUACAGCUGCUAUGCAGAUGGCUAUGAUAAACUCUAUCAGACUCAUAUUCUUCAAGUGAAUGUUCCACCCGUCAUAAGAGUCUUUCCGGAAAGCCAAGCCAGAGAGCCUGGUGUUACUGCCAGCCUUCGAUGCCACGCUGAAGGUAUUCCCAGUCCACAGCUUGGCUGGUUAAAGAAUGGAAUUGAUAUUACUCCAAAGUUGUCUAAACAGUUAACUCUUCAAGCAAAUGGCAGUGAAGUUCACAUUAGCAAUGUGCGCUACGAAGAUACGGGGGCUUAUACCUGCAUUGCGAAGAAUGAAGCAGGGGUGGAUGAAGACAUCUCAUCCCUUUUUGUGGAGGAUUCUGCUCGAAAGACCCGUCUGGGAAUUGGGAACAUGUUCUAUGUGUUUUAUGAAGAUGGAAUCAAAGUAAUACAACCUGUAGAAUGUGAAUUCCAGAGACAUAUUAAACCGAGUGAAAAGCUCCUUGGAUUCGAGGAUGAAGUUUGCCCUAAAGCUGAGGGAGAUGAAGUCCAGCGAUGUGUCUGGGCAUCUGCUGUCAAUGUAAAAGACAAAUUCAUAUACAUAACUCAACCCACCUUGGACAGAGUGUUGAUUGUAGAUGUACAAUCACAAAAGGCUGUGCAGGCCGUAAGUACAGACCCAGUACCAGUGAAACUUCACUAUGACAGAUCGCACGAUCAAGUAUGGGUGCUCAGUUGGGGAAGCUUUGAUAAGAACUCUCCAACAUUACAGGUGAUUACCCAGGCCAGCGGGAGUAUUUCUCACCAUACUGUUCAUACUCAACCAGUGGGGAAGCAGUUUGACAGAGUGGAUGACUUUUUCAUUCCAUCUACAACACUCCUCAUCAACCACGUAAGGUUUGGAUUUAUUCUUCACAAAGAUGAACCUAUACUGCAGAAAAUUGACCUUGAAACGAUGUCAUACAUCAAGACAAUUAGCUUAAAGGAUUACAAUUGUGUCCCACGGUCUGUGGCUUACACACAUCUUGGAGGAUAUUAUUUUAUCAACUGUAAGCCUGAUACUACCGGGGCUGUUCCACCGCAGCUAACAGUGGACAGUGUUACUGACUCUGUUAUUGGAUAUAAUGGUGAUGUAACAGGAACUCCGUAUAUCUCUCCAGAUGGUCACUACCUAGUCAGCAUUGAUGAUGAGAAAGGUCUCAUGAGAGUCCAAAUCAUUACAAUCAGAGGAGAAAUACAGGAUGCCUUUGACAUUCAUACCAAUUUGCACAUAUCUGAUGUGGCUUUUCAACCAUCGUUUACUGAAGCCCAUCAAUAUAAUAUCUUUGGUAGCUCUAGCACGCAAACUGAUGUGCUGUUUGUAGAAUUGUCCUCUGGCAAGGUGAAGAUGGUGAAGAGUCUUAAGGAACCUCUUAAGUCAGAAGAAUGGCCUUGGAACAGUAAGAAUCGAUUAAUUGAGGGCAGUGGGCUCUUUGGUCAGUACCUGAUGACGCCUUCCAAGGAAUCUCUGUUUAUUCUUGAUGGACGAUUGAAUAAGCUGAAUUGUGAAAUUACUGAAGUUGAAAGAGGAAACACAGUCAUUUGGGUUGGAGAGGCAUAAGGAACCAUAUUAGAUAACAACUGAGUGAAUAGUUUUACAGUACACUGCACUUAACUUCAUGUUCUAAAUAUUCACUUUUUUUUAACUGUUAGACCCUUCUGUACAAGUGAUGUGGUUGACUGAAAUACAAUUUUGGUGAUAUAAAAGAUGCUGAAAUUGUGAUUAUAUAUUCGAUUUCCUAACUAUAAUUUCCUGAGGACAGAUUGGCCAGUUGGUGGAAAUUUUAAAUUGAUGUCCCUCAAUCAGUGAGCCACAACAUGUUGAAAUGAUGCAACAUUUUAUAAUGAAGGUCUUUUUUAAAGAAAAAAAGUCAUUUUGACUCAAUCAGAUUCAUCAAAUCGUUAGGUUGUUGAUUAUGUAUAACCUUAGAUUUCUUAAACUGAAACAUUCUGACCUGCCUGACCAGUCCAGUCCACUAUUUAAUCUUUUUGUGCCUUGAAGGGAAAUGUCUCAUGAUGAGGAAAGAGAAGCCUAAGAAAUGUGUGGUUUUAUGCCCCCUUGUGGCUGUAGGCUUUCUUUUUCCCUAAAAAGAAGCUUUUGAUAUCCCAGUUUCGUUUUGUUUUUUCAUUUCCAUCCAAUAGUAAAGCAUUUGCAACGUUUAUUUUUUCCUCUUAUUUGAAUCAAUGUAAUUUUAGGAUUUUAUUGCACAUUUUAGUUGAAGUUCUAUUAACUGUUCAUAGAACUUUGACUCCUUUUAAGCAGAGUUAGGCAACUAUUUACCCCACCAGUUAAAAAGCCUGCAACAACAGGGAGUUUCUGCUCUACUAAAGAGAAGCAUCUAGUGUAUCGGCCUAGGAACAAACAUGUUUUGUCAGAUCUGUAGCAAGAAGCUUCACUUAGAGUCUCUCUACAUGAGACACUUGGGCACAUGUCCAUCAAGUAUUGAGAUACGCAAG